Messenger RNA from Neoarius graeffei (lesser salmon catfish), 1168 nucleotides. RefSeq names its product cd8 beta (gene cd8b). The record is from RefSeq and is a predicted model, not a curated record. The coding region runs from base 140 to 760 and encodes 206 amino acids. NCBI's taxonomy places the organism in Eukaryota, Metazoa, Chordata, Actinopteri, Siluriformes, Ariidae. Gene Ontology annotation, biological process: regulation of immune response. The transcript has 6 exons. Gene Ontology annotation, cellular component: cell surface. Gene Ontology annotation, molecular function: MHC class I protein binding; coreceptor activity.
CUGUGUGGCUGAACCCGACACACUCCAGUUUCCUCUCUGCUGUAUGAUAUAAGAAGAAGAAGAAGAAGAAGGACGGGCAGCAAAAACAGUACAGCAAUCACACACACCCCAUACUGGCACCACAACUGCAUGCCUGAAGAUGACCCUCAAUUCCAUCUGGAGCUUUUUUUGCUUUCUGACAGCAGUAUGUGCAGUAACGGAGUACCGCCCGAGCAUCAACAGCUCCGUGACCCUGAGCUGCAGCUGUCCGGACCAUCAGUGUCAGAAGGCGUACUGGUACCGUUUACUUCAGGACAAAGACACACCCGAGUUCGUCGUGUCCCUCAACAAUUUGAACCAUGCAAACUACGCUACAUACAUUAACAAAAUACGCUUCAAGACAGCCGCCUUUGAAUCAGCAAAGGUCUUGUACACACUGCGCAUCACUAGCGUGCAGAAGGAGGAUGCAGGUUUCUACUCGUGCUUCCUCAAAAGUAUGAACUCGGCGCAGGAGCCCAAAGAUUUGCUGCCUGAAGGAUAUUCAGUCCGACCCGGAGAAAUCAUAACCACUGUGGCACCAACAACAGUGAAAAAGCAAAAGAAGCCGAACAUCUGCAGGUCCAACAAUCAGUCUCUGAAAGGCUGCAAGUCUCUGGUACUGUGGUCAGGCAUUGGUGCUGUCCUGCUUCUGGUGGUGGUCUUGAUCUCAACGCUGUAUUACUUUAGCAGACUACCCAAGAAGUGCCGACAUCGCUUUACUAGAAAGCAGCAGCUGAGAUGAAACGGGACGAGCAGCUCGUCUUGUUUCGACGCCGUGUGUCUGGGAUGGAGCUCAUCACCCCGUUGUGGCGCUCUGUUGUCUUCCUGUAAAUGAAUCAUCUGUACAAAGAAACAUAUUUUUCUUUUCUUUUCUUUUUAAGAGACCAUGAUUAAGAGAUUAUUGAUCAGGGUCAUAGUUCUGUUUCUCUCCAUGUUCUCUGAUGGCCUGCUUAUACUUGUAGUUAUUUAUUCCUCGAGCAAGAUGCUUUCAUUCGAAACGACCGACAGGUUACGUUCCAGUCAUCGAGUCAUGCAGGUGAAGGUUUUGGGUAGUUCUUCGGUAACGGAAUUACAUUCGCAGCAAAAUGUGGUAACUUUUUUUAGUCGCGGUACUCGAGAUAAUGGUGUUAAAUAAAAAUUUCACACUGUA